Vicia faba (fava bean) is the source of this 684-nucleotide messenger RNA. NCBI's taxonomy places the organism in Eukaryota, Viridiplantae, Streptophyta, Magnoliopsida, Fabales, Fabaceae. The record is from the annotation of a GenBank genome assembly.
AUGGAAGGAGGGUUAUUGGAGUGUGGAAGAAAGUGCACUCCAUCACCUUUCUUGUUGAAGACAUAUAUGUUGGUGGAGGAUCCGGGGACCGAUGAGGUGAUAUCGUGGAACGACGAAGGAACCGCGUUCGUGGUGUGGCAGCCGGCGGAGUUUGCUCGUGAUCUUCUUCCAACACUCUUCAAGCAUAGCAAUUUCUCUAGCUUUGUACGCCAACUCAAUACUUAUGGGUUUCGUAAAGUUGCAACAAGUAGAUGGGAAUUUUGCAAUGAAAAAUUCAAGAAAGGUGAAAGAGAGCUACUAACUGAGAUUCGGCGAAGGAAAGCAUGGUGCAACAAGCAACAACGUACGAUACAAAACCAAGAUUCUGAUGAAGAUCAAAGGUCAUCAUCAACCUCGUCAACUUCGGGAUACACUAAUCUUGUGGAUGAAAACAAGCGACUGAAGAAGGAAAAUGUGGUGUUGAGUUCUGAGUUAGCAAGCACGAAAAGGAAAUGUAAGGAACUACUUGAUUUGGUGACAAUUUGUAACAAGAGACAGGAAGAGGAAAAGGCUAAGGAUGAUGAUGAAAGGCCAAUGCUGUUUGGAGUGAGAUUGGAUGUUCAACAAGGAGAGAGAAUGAUGAAAAGGAAUAGAGCUGAGAUUAGUGAAAGUGCAAGUAUUUUGUUGUCACAAUCAUGCAAAUAG